Monoraphidium neglectum is the source of this 1470-nucleotide messenger RNA. RefSeq lists its product as hypothetical. The coding region runs from base 1 to 1470 and encodes 489 amino acids. The transcript has 4 exons. NCBI's taxonomy places the organism in Eukaryota, Viridiplantae, Chlorophyta, Chlorophyceae, Sphaeropleales, Selenastraceae. The record is from RefSeq and is a predicted model, not a curated record.
AUGGCUGGCGGCGCACUCCUUGUGGCACUGGCGAGGCCUUGCUGCAAGGCAGCAGCUGCGGCACCUGAGAGUGCCGGCCCAAUCGCAAGGCCUGAGCACGUCUCACCGGGCUAUGCACAUCCAGGACACCAGAUUCAGGCUGGCGAGGAGACGGAGGCCGUGCUCGCCAGUGGCGGUCAGGGGGCGCAGGAGUGCCGAGCGGCGGCAGCCGGCGAGGUGGCCCAGCAGCUGGAGGCGGAACAGGCCGAGUUGGCGGCUGACUUCAAGCAGCUGGGCACUGUGCCGGCAGGAAGGCAGAGGCAGAGGGAAACCGCUGCUGCAAGUGAGGCCAAUCGUUUGAGGGAGGAGCAUGCCGAAGCGGUGCGCCGCCAGCAGCUGGUGCACGAUGAGCGGGCGAGGAUUGAGGCGGAGAUCAGGCAGCUGAACGAGCAGGCCGCGGCAGCGCGGGGCGACCUGAAACUACUUCUAGCAGCAGCCGAGGCAGCGCACGUGCGCGCGACGAGGGCGCAGCAAUUCGCCGCAGACUGCGAGGCCGCAAUGGAGCUUGAGGCUGCGGCGGCCAUUGAGGAGGCGGCCGCUUUCGGCCGCGCGCGUGCGGCUUGGGCUGAGCAGCGCGCCAGGGUGUUCCCCUCAGAGCAGCAUGCGGCGGCGUCGGCGGUGGUGGCGGCAUCUGGCCGCCUGCAGGCCGUCCAGCAGGAACAGCACCAGGCUCUGAUGAACCAGCUCGAGGCCAUGGAGGCGUCGCUGGCGACUGCAUGCAGCCAGGCGGCGGCGGCGGGAGCGCAGGCGGGUGUGGCCGCUGCCUCGCAGGCAGAUGCGUGCGCGCAGCAGCAGGACACGGGUGCCCCUCACCCACCAGGCACGCACGUGCCCAUCGGCGGUGGGCACGACGGUUUCUUGGUUGAGAACGACAGGCACGCUCGCAUCCUCCUGCGUGGCGCGUCACGCCUGGCGCACAUGGCGUGGGUUGCCAGCCUAGGGCAUGUGCCACUGGAGGACAAGGCCACCGUGCGCUCCGCUGAGGAGCAGGGCUGCAGGACAGGCGUGACGGGCUACACCAUCAGGGUGGAGGCGGGGGGAGAGCUCAAGGUGUGGGUCGACAAGGACCCGGGCAAACUUGGGCAGAAGCUGGUCAACACAGGCCACAAGAGGUGCCUCUGGUCGCACGACCACGUGCUCCAGGCCAUCUCGAACCGCGUCACGGCGCGGCAGGGCGUGACGCAGGGCCUGAUGAAUCCCAAGGGGGAGCUGGACAAAGCGCUGCAGGCCAUGCUGGAGAGCGUCAAGGGCGCGUGGGAGGCAGAGAGCAAGGCGUGCCAGGGGGUGGAGGACCUCAUCAAAAGGCAGCGAGAGGACGCCAAGAGCGUCGCGAGGGAGGCGGCCAAAGCAGCAGCUUCCGCCGCGGCUGCUGCGCCAUCCGUCAGCGGCAUCAGCGGCAGUCGCUUGGAACGGUGGCUGCGAGGGCCGUGA